This is a messenger RNA of Cyphomyrmex costatus, 1334 nucleotides long. RefSeq names its product probable phosphoserine aminotransferase. Bases 219 to 1325 code for a protein of 368 amino acids. Gene Ontology annotation, biological process: L-serine biosynthetic process. Gene Ontology annotation, molecular function: O-phospho-L-serine:2-oxoglutarate transaminase activity; pyridoxal phosphate binding. NCBI's taxonomy places the organism in Eukaryota, Metazoa, Arthropoda, Insecta, Hymenoptera, Formicidae. The transcript has 8 exons. Gene Ontology annotation, cellular component: cytoplasm. The record is from RefSeq and is a predicted model, not a curated record.
CUCAACACAGACGUUUCGUGUCUCGUCACUGCUCGUCACAAGUUACAUUUAUCUCGACAAGAUUGUGGUAGAGAAUACAUAAGAAAAUUAGAUAGAGAGAGAUAUCCACGGUCAAAUAAAUAAACUUUGAUAACGAUUACUGCCUGAUACCACUUGUUAGUCUCUCAUUUACUUCUAUCUGUUUUACACUGCCAUACGUGUCAACUGGAAAUAUAAUAAUGACUGAUCAAAGUCAUGGAGUAAUCAAUUUUGGCGCUGGUCCAGCUAAAUUACCGCAUCAGGUUUUGAAAAAAGUGCAAAAGGAAUUACUCGCGUAUGGAAAUACACAAAUCAGCAUUCUAGAAUUAAGCCAUCGAUCAAAUGAUUUUAAGAAAGUUAUUGAUGAUGCGCAGGCUACUUUGCGAGACAUCCUUAAUAUUCCUGACAACUAUCACAUCUUGUUCAUGCAAGGAGGCGGUACUGCCAUUUUCGCAGCUGUUCCUCUAAAUAUUAUGAAUACAGGAACUGCUGAUUAUUUAGUAACAGGCUCAUGGUCUGCAAAAGCGGCAAAGGAAGCGGCAAAAUAUGGAAAAGUGAACAUGGUUUUAUCUAAAGUGACAAAAUACAUAGAAAUUCCGCAUCCCUCCACAUGGAACUUAGACGCGAAUGCAUCAUACGUUUAUUACUGCGCUAAUGAAACUGUGCAUGGAAUCGAAUUUGAUUAUAUUCCGGAGACAAAUGGUAUACCACUUGUUGCUGAUAUGUCAUCUAAUAUACUCACGAAACCUUUUGAUGUAUCUAAGUUUGCAAUAAUUUUUGCUGGUGCUCAAAAAAAUAUUGGUCCUGCUGGUGUCACUUUAGUAAUCGUACGAAAUGAUAUGCUUGGUCGUGCUAUGAAUGUAUGCCCGACAGUGUUAAGUUUUACUACCAUGGCGAAUGAUAAUUCUUUGCACAAUACUCCACCUGUCUUUCAAAUUUACGUGAUGGGUUUGGUAUUUGAAUGGAUCAAAGAGAAUGGAGGAGCCGAAGGUAUGCAAAAUUCUGCCAAGGAGAAGAGUAACAAAAUAUAUAAUGUAAUUGAUGGAUCAGAAGGAUUUUAUAUGUGCCCUGUAAAGUUCGAUGCACGUAGUAAAAUGAAUAUUCCAUUCAGAAUCAAAAACGGUGAUGAGGACUUAGAAAAAGAGUUCCUUUCAGGUGCCGCAGCUCGCGGUAUGUUGCAGCUAAAAGGUCACAGAUCAGUGGGCGGAAUACGCGCAUCUUUGUACAAUGCAAUUACCGAAAAAGAAGCGGACAUAUUGGCCAAUUACAUGAAAUGGUUUUACAUUACAAAAAAAGUUGAAAAAUAAUUGAAAAUU